AAUGUUGAGAAUGCUGAGUAAUGUCCCGAAGAGUAGUGUCUUUUAAGACAUGAAUUGACGGAUUCAAACUUUUCACCACCAAUAUUUGUAGUAAGUGUGAUCCUAACAUACAACGUACAUACAGACGUAUUGUAUGACAAGCAUCUCUGAAAUUUGCAUAACUGAUUUUAGAUUUCGGACUAGAAAUGGGUGUCUUAAGUUUGAAGCUCGAAUUUUCCGGUGGAGUGGAGUCAUUGUUUGACAUGCAGAAAGAAUUCGAUAUACAGGUCCCAAAUGAAUCGGGGCCAUUACUAGUUAGUGAUUUGAUGCGAUACAUCUGUAUUAACUUAAUGCCGAACAAAUCAAGGUCUCAUCUACUUGUGGAUAAGGACGGCGAAGAUGUACGACCUGGAAUAUUGGUACUCGUUAAUGAAGUGGACUGGGAUUUGCUGCAAGGACCUAAAACGGCCCUGGAGGAUGGUGACGUCGUUUCAUUCAUCUCUACUCUACACGGCGGGUGAGACAGCCUUCUUUUAUUUGUUUAUGUCUGUGUAAUAAAUAUCUGAUUUAAUUCACUUGAAUUUGCACAUUAUUCGACUUGUUACUUGUUAUUAUGAGAAUAUAUGAAAAUUCCGAGCUUAUUCGCGAAUUGGCUAUCAUAUGUUUGGGUAUCGUGAUAUGUAUCACAUAAACAGUAUCAUAUGUUAACAUUACUAUCGUUGCAUAUCAAUGUUGUCACAUAGCGCGUUAUUUUACUAGAACUAUCAGGAAAGCAUUUUUCUGAUAGGUUUUGACAUACAAUCUUGAAUAAUAAAGGAAAAGUAAAAAAGAAAGAAGACGUCAUAUGAUUCCCAGUUGACUACAUACUAAUUAAAAACAUCAACUAAACUUCUAAAUCGGAUUUCCUGGAAUUGAUCGAUUUAUUUCUGAGCUUUAUUUUAAACGUAAACUUGUUCAGAUCCAAAUACAAC
Messenger RNA from Loa loa (African eye worm), 950 nucleotides. RefSeq lists its product as hypothetical. The transcript has a single exon. NCBI's taxonomy places the organism in Eukaryota, Metazoa, Nematoda, Chromadorea, Rhabditida, Onchocercidae. Gene Ontology annotation, biological process: protein urmylation; tRNA thio-modification. Bases 186 to 500 code for a protein of 104 amino acids. The record is from RefSeq and is a predicted model, not a curated record. Gene Ontology annotation, cellular component: cytoplasm; nucleus. Gene Ontology annotation, molecular function: protein tag activity.